UCAAAAUCUGCCUACAAUUCUUUCACCUGAAAACUGGUCUUCUAGUUUUUCUGUGCCUGUUAAUGGAUAGCUUUUCAUACAUGGCAGUGCCUACUUAAAAAACUGAAACAGGAUAAGGAUUUGCAUAAUAUGUCUGAUAUGAAAUGAGCCACAGGACAGGCAGAGAGCACAAAGUAGGAGAGCCUUUCACAGGGAUUAAAUGCACUGUGGAGAAAUCCAUGUUUCAUCAUGUCUGUCUAUACAACAGAUCAAACUUUCAUCUGUCUUCUUAUGGUCAUGAUGGCAGGCGCCGAAGUGCAAGAAAGCCUUUCAUCUGAGUGUAAGCAGUUCUUGUAUAUGGGGACGCUGCUUCGUGGGCUUAAGGAGCAGCCGCUUAAAAAGAUCUGCCAGUUCUAUGCGGGUAAACCACGAUUUUUCACCCUCUACGACACCUUCAGCCACAUCCCUGUUUAUUCAGCGUAUACCUUUAAGCGCUCAGACGGCUCCAAGAAAGUGGAUGUGCCUUGGAUGUAUGAGCCACAGCUCUCCACAGCAUCUGGCGCCAGAGACAUGCAGCAGUUCCCUCCAGAAAAUGUCCAUGGGAGUUUUGAGGAUGCUCAGGCUGUGCUUGAUGACUACUCCAACACUGUGAUCUACGAACGUGGCCAGCUGAAUCCGGAUGAGCACCAAGCCGACCCGGCCGACAAAGCAGCUACCUACACACUGACGAAUGUGGUUCCUCAGGCUCGAGAGUUCAACAUUGGUCCUUGGAAGGACCACGAGAACACCAUCCGCAGGCGCCUCAACAACUACUGCCGCGGCACCGCCUUUGUGGUCACUGGGGUCACCACAUCGGGGCUCACAAUCCGCCGCCAGAACAUCGAUCGUGUGGGAAUCCCAACCUACCUAUGGUCGGCCUACUGUUGCCCCGAUUAUGACCACAAUGCCCCAUACUCUGAGCGCUCGAAGUUCCCUGCGUUUGCAGCUCAUGGGCUCAACGACAGGGAAAAUAAUAAAGUUAUAGAGAUGACAGUGCAGCAGCUGGAGGAUUUCCUGAAGAGAGUAACUUAUGUUGACAGCACUUUCCAGAUCUUCUAUGACAACUGCGUGCCUCCUAAUGGGGCACCGCAUUUGUCUUAAAAAUGUCAUUGUAUUCCACCAAUGCGCAAAACAAACCACAUUUUUAUUCAUCUUCUCUUUAUCUCCUGCAAAUUGCUCCUCCAUGUAAUUGAAAACUACACCUGCCUCUGUAGGCCUUUUGUUCAGGACAGAGAUUAGGCCGACUGUUUUACAUUUUCUCAAAUGCCUUAACUGCAGCAGGGCUCCGCACCUCAGUUUGCACAAUUCUGACAUACAAAAUUAG
Molecule: messenger RNA, 1342 nt
Organism: Archocentrus centrarchus (flier cichlid)
Lineage: Eukaryota; Metazoa; Chordata; Actinopteri; Cichliformes; Cichlidae
Product: endonuclease domain-containing 1 protein-like
Exons: 2
Coding region: 229-1119 (296 amino acids)
Molecular function (GO): hydrolase activity; metal ion binding; nucleic acid binding
Source: RefSeq, a predicted model, not a curated record